AUGGGUGGCUUAAAUAAUAGAUCUUAAAAGAAUUUCGAGGAAGUAAAUUCUCUAUAUUGGGCAGGAAGGUACGAAGACUGUAUUUCAAAAUGCAAUGCCUACUAAAAGUUUCAUAUAACAGAUGUUCGAUAUUCUUUAAUGAAAGGCGACAGCUAUUUAGAACUUAAGAAGUUUGAAGAAGCAAUUGAAAAUUAUGAGAUCGCUAAAGAAAUGGAUGAUACUAAUUAUUAUGCUUACGGAAAGAUUGGUGAUAUCAUGCUAAAUACAGGAAAAUUUAAAGAAGCAUUAGUAUAUUAUGAUAAAUGCACUACAAUUAAUGAUUAAUUGCAAGAAUAUUAUUUCAAAAAAGGUAGUUUUUUGAAUAUUUUAGCAAAAAUCUAUCAAAAGCUUAAAUAGCUUCAGCAAAGCUUAGAAUGUGUAGACCAUGUUUUGCGCUUAAAUUCCUCUCACAUAGAGGCUCUCUAAAUGAAAGCCAUUCUCUUGUAAUUGAUAAAUAAUAAGUAAAGUGGAAUUCAAGAGUUUCAAUAGAAUUUGUAAGAUAGUGGAGCCAAUAUUAGAUAAAUGUUAUAAUAUUAAUUAAGCUUAAGAGGUUAACUUGAGAAUAAAUCAAUUUUAGGGCAAAUUUUAUCUGAAGAUGAGUCUAAUAAGUAGUUUUAAAAAGCAUUUAAUGAGCUUGGAAAAAAUCCAAAAAAAACUUUAAAAAUUUGCGAUGAAAUUCUCAGGAAGGACAAAACAAAUUUCUAAUUUCUAAUUUUAAGCGCAUAUGCAUUAAAAAACCUUGGAUAAUAUGAGAAGGCUUUACAAAUUUGUGAUUUUAUUAAAUAACUAGAUCCAAAUAAUUAAGAAAUAGAAAAUUUGUAGUUAGUUAUCUAUGAGUUGAUUUAAUGA
Molecule: messenger RNA, 888 nt
Organism: Paramecium tetraurelia
Lineage: Eukaryota; Ciliophora; Oligohymenophorea; Peniculida; Parameciidae
Exons: 8
Molecular function (GO): protein binding
Source: RefSeq, a predicted model, not a curated record